Messenger RNA from Peronospora belbahrii, 252 nucleotides. The record is from the annotation of a GenBank genome assembly. NCBI's taxonomy places the organism in Eukaryota, Oomycota, Peronosporomycetes, Peronosporales, Peronosporaceae.
AUGUGGUUUUAUAUUGUGAUACAUGUGGAUGAUGGUGCAUCAUAUACUGAGCUCAAUGGUGACUACGCUACUGCAUGCCUCUUUUUUUGCCGAAACUUUGAGGUGGAGGUCCGGCUGCCUUCACAUCUCAAGGAGACUGUGACCGUCUCUCGCCCUUUCAAUAAGCACCAGCUCACAAAAUGCUUUGAAACAAUACAUCUCACGUCAGUCGUGAUUGUCGCAGUGAAGAAGACGGAUCAUGAUAAGUCAUAG